UCGGAGAAGAAGAACGACAGCGCCCGGGAAGGACCUUUUAUGUCACACCAAGUGCCGCGAGAUCUCGGCUGCCCCGCCCCGAUUACGAGUACGCGAGAGCCUAUAAAACAGCAUGUGAUUGGCUCCGUGGGGGCGCGCGCCUGCGUGCCUGCGGGUCCGCAGCCCCGGGAUCUGCGUGACGUGGGACCGGCUAUAAAUGCCCGCGCAGCGGCAGAUUAGCCUCUCGGGCUGCAGGACACCCGGAUGCCGAGCCUGAGGACUACGCCGCCAGUACUGCGGGGGGCGGGGGAGGGGGCUCUGCUCUCCUCUUUCAAUAAAAGUAGUGGCGGCUAUGAUCUCAACCUCUUCGCCAGCCCUCCUGACUGCAACUUCCUGUGCUCCGUCUGCCACGGGGUUCUCAAGAGGCCAGUGAGGUUGCCAUGUAGCCACGUCUUCUGCAAGAAGUGCAUCCUCCAGUGGCUAGCCAGACAAAAGACCUGUCCAUGCUGCAGGAAAGACGUGAAGCGGAAAAAGAUGGUCCAUGUGAAUAAACUCCGGAAGACCAUCGGCCGCCUGGAAGUCAAGUGCAAGAACGCUGAAGCUGGCUGUGUGGUCACGUGUCCCCUGGUCCAUCGCAAGGGGCACCAGGACUCAUGCCCUUUCGAGCUGAUGGCCUGCCCCAACAAGGACUGCACGGCACGAGUGCCUCGUGGGGCCCUGGCCGAGCACCGGCAGCACUGCCCGCAUGGUGCCCAGCAGCGUUGCCCCCUGGGCUGUGGAGCCACCCUGGGCCCAGCCGAGCGUGUACGCCACAACUGCUACCGCGAGCUGCGCAACGCCUGGACUCAGCGGCAGGAGCGCAGCCGGACCCUGGUGCUGGGCCUGCUGCGGCGCAUGCGCAAGGUGUACCGCACCACCAGCCUCAUCCGCCGGCAGCUGGCCCAGCUGGGAGACUUCCUGGAGGAGGAGGAUGCCCUGCUCCUGGGCGGCCCCCAAGAGGAGGCCGAGGCCACCCCAGAAGGCAGCACUGAGGCUGAGGGUGGGGAACCCAGGGCCAAGCUACCUUGUAAAUAG
Molecule: messenger RNA, 1053 nt
Organism: Equus quagga
Lineage: Eukaryota; Metazoa; Chordata; Mammalia; Perissodactyla; Equidae
Gene: RNF151
Product: ring finger protein 151
Biological process (GO): tumor necrosis factor-mediated signaling pathway; positive regulation of JNK cascade; protein K63-linked ubiquitination
Cellular component (GO): plasma membrane signaling receptor complex
Molecular function (GO): zinc ion binding; ubiquitin-protein transferase activity
Source: RefSeq, a predicted model, not a curated record